UCAUAAGUACGAUCGGCAAAUACAAGCUCGACUAGGGCCUUUAGUUGAAUAUUUGAACAUUUUUGUUUGGAUAUUAUUUGAGGCAUGCGAUAAGAGAGGCGCGUUAAAGCUCUAAAACAAUGAUUAUGUCAUUUGUGAGUUCACGCGAGUUAUCGGCCAUCCUCCAACAAAGCAUCGCCGUUAUUUUAGUUCUAAUUCUCAGCAACGCCAGUAGUCAGCAACGCUAUCCACGAAUCGUUCAUCCACGCAUCAUCCCACGCACUGAAUUGUCACGCGAUCGUCGCUCGGUCCCACUCGAGAGCGGCCGGAAUCUUCAGUUCGUCGCUUUAAAUGACUGGAUACUCAAGACCGAACCGAAUCAUCAUCUCGUAUUCUCGCCGAAAUUCAGCGUCGAGUGGUUCGGCCUGUCAGCGUCGUCGGCAUUUUCCAAGUCAUUGAACCUGGUAAAGUCGUGCGAGAGUCGCGAAGGUGAGAUUCAUGGCUGGGAGGGCAACUCACACGUCCUAUUAACGCGCUGUGACAACGAGUUUUUCGGAAUGCUUAAUAUGAAAAAUAGGACGUACUUGAUAGAGCCAUUGUUGGCCCAGACGGGGGAGCAUUUGCUUUACGAAGCUGAAUUUUCACGAUCAAGGCGCGAGGUCUCGCCAUUGUCAUCGUCCUCGUUAUUGUCCUUGUCAUCGAUGAUUUACGAAACGAGCAGGCGAUUCUAUAAUCUCAGCGGCGACACCUUCGAACUCGAGAAUUAUGAUGACAAUCCCGAAUUAUUGAGCGAACGCAGCGAUCUAAGUAGAAGUAAUGAGCUAGGGAGGUCCAAAGUUGCUAUUGGGAUUGACGAUUCCGCUAAUGUGGGAUACUUCUUUGACAGAAAUUGGCAGAGAGAGAGACUACCGACAAGAAAAACAAUGAACAAAUUUUCUCCGCCGAAGUGGCUUGAGAUGACGGUCGUAGCUGAUUAUUCGGUGAUUGAUUUUCACAGAUCGCGAGUCCAACAAUACAUUUUAGCUCUUCUUAACAUUGUCAGUGCAAUUUAUAAAGAUCCAACACUUGACUCUAAUAUGCAACUUGUAGUUGUUCGUAUGAUUUUGUAUGCUGAUAAAAAGGAUGGGAUGGUACACCACGGAAAUGCGCGGCGCUCACUCGAGAAUGUAAACAAGUGGAAUCGCAAACAACUCUCGCAAUCGAAUGAGACAUACGACGUGGCCGUGUGGUUGACGAGGCUGGACAUCGGCGGUCCCUCCGGGUACGCCCCCGUCUCCGGGGCCUGCGACCCCUCAAGGUCGUGUGCUUUGAACCGCGACGAGGGUCUCACCAGUGCCUUUAUCAUUGCUCACGAAGUCGCCCACAUAUUAGGACUUUCGCAUGACGGGGACAAAAACUCUGGGAAUACCUGCGCCAGAGAGGCUGCACGAGGCAGCAUAAUGGCACCGAUGGUAGCGGCCACGUUUCAUAACUUUCAUUGGUCGACAUGUUCAAGAAAGGAAUUUCAUCGAAAAUCUAAGCAUUGGACGUGCCUUCUAAAUCGACCGAAUAAAUUUGAUUCGCCUAGUGCUCGAGAUGGUAAAAGGAGCGAGACUUUCGACAUGGAUGAGCAAUGUAGGAUGGAAUUCGGUGAAGGAUAUAGCCGAUGCAGGAAUCUGGAAUCGUCGAACCUCUGCUCGCAUCUUUGGUGUGGGUGGGCUAACAGCACGCAGGCUUGCAAAACGAAGAAGGGGCCACCGUUAGAAGGAACAUUGUGCGCCGAAAAUAAGUCAUGCGUAAAUGGCAUGUGUGCGCUAAUCGACCAAAAGCGCUUUGAUCCAUCUCCUUUGGCUGUACGUGGCACUAUUGAAAAUACUUGGAGCUCUUGGGGUCCAUGGAGUGAAUGUUCCAAAACUUGCGGCACUGCCGUCCAAUAUAGAGUGCGACAUUGCAUUGGCGUCUGCCAGGGAGAAUCAAAGGAAUUCAGAAUUUGCAAACUGCCUACUUGUAUUGAUCAUACUGAUAUUCGAGCACGACAUUGCUCGCAGUUUUUCCUGAAUCAAGCCGGUUUGAAGAACAACCCGAUCGACAGUAAUGGAACGUGGUUACCGUACGAGGCCUUUGAUGGUAAAUCGAAUUGUCAAUUAAUCUGUUACAAGAAGGAAACGGGUGAAAUAUUUCACACUGGCAUGGAUGUUGAAGAUGGGGCUUCAUGUUCUUAUGAUACCAGUGACAUCUGUGUUGACGGUGUGUGCCGCUCGAUGGGCUGCGACGACGAGUUGAACUCCAGCAGCACCCGAGACGUUUGCGGCCUCUGUAAGGGCAACAACUCCACCUGCGAGAGCGUCAGCGGCAAAUUCCAGCGGAAGCUACGCAGAGAAACUACAAGGUUAGCCGUAAUACCAAGAUCUGCUUACAAUAUUAAAGUGGUCGUUACAAUUCUACUCACGGAUUCCGUUCCUCAUGAAGGUAAUAUGAAAAUUCUUUUACGCGAUGGUCGACGAAAACGGCACGAGAUAAAUGAAUUUGACGUCGAUGGACGAGCUUUGGCUACGAUAAUUGAUGGAGUUGCCUUUAGAGCAGAAAGAUUGGAGGAAAAGUACGUGCUAUGGAGUAAAGGACCAGUCGUUUCUGAAAUUAUUAUUUCGCUGGUGACCUCGAGGGCAGUCGUACGUAGCGGUGCCUCGAUCGCCGCCUCCUCGCAAUACGCGAUAUCGCGUUCGGUGCUGCGAACGGCAAGGAACCGCUACGUCUGGCUUUUAUCCGGAUCGCCCUCCGGCCCAUGCUCGGCGACCUGCGGGGGCGGGAUCAGACGGAGGACGCUCCUGUGUCGGGACGAGGUGACGCGGGAGCUGGUCUCACGCAGGAAGUGCCUCCUUAAUGCCAAGCCCAAGCCACCUGGGCACCGGGAGUACGAGAGAUGCAACACCGCCAGCUGCGAGGUGUACACAUGGAUCCCGGGUAUGUGGGAGCGGUGCAGCGCCCCGAGCUGCUCGGCGACCGGGGGAACUCAACAGCGGAGGCUCUACUGCGUGCGGUCGAGCUUCACCGAGCGUCAGGUAACGCGUAAUAACGAGCUAAGGGUGUACCGGAACACGGUACCGCCGACCAAGUGCAGGGACCGGAAGCAGCCGGCGACGCAGCGCAGGUGCACGAGGAUCGCCGUCUGUCCGGGCCAGUGGUUCUCCACCCAUCGACCAAACCAAGCUUUGCUCUCAUCCUCUACAACUUCAACUCUUCCGAGCUCCGUACGUAGAAACCAUAAACGAAUCAGAUUGCGCAUCAGUUGUCACGGAGUUUCGUCCUCAGCCUGCAGCAAACACGUAAAGAAAACAAGUAGUACCGACGAGUGAACUAAAAGAAAGUACCACCACAGAUUCUCGUACAUCGGAUAUAACGAAUGUUGCUGUGUAAGAAACAUUCGAUUACUUUGUAAAGUAGUAUGCGCGAGGACACCUGAUGCGCAAUUUUAAUGACAAACAUGAAUUGCCAAGAGUGUCCUAUGCAUUUUGGUUAUCCAUUUUACAUUAAAUCCUUGGGCUAAUAUUGAAUUUUGCAUAUUGUACUUUCAUUGGC
Ceratosolen solmsi marchali is the source of this 3534-nucleotide messenger RNA. RefSeq names its product A disintegrin and metalloproteinase with thrombospondin motifs 2. Lineage: Eukaryota; Metazoa; Arthropoda; Insecta; Hymenoptera; Agaonidae. Gene Ontology annotation, cellular component: extracellular matrix. Bases 120 to 3311 code for a protein of 1063 amino acids. The record is from RefSeq and is a predicted model, not a curated record. Gene Ontology annotation, biological process: extracellular matrix organization; proteolysis. The transcript is spliced from 14 exons. Gene Ontology annotation, molecular function: metalloendopeptidase activity.